AUGGCGUCCAAAGUAGAUACUCUGGAGUGUGUUGAAUAUGAUCCCCACCCUGUCCCACACGAGUGGUUCCAGACAGGAGCUCUCUUCAUUGGUGAAAUUGCUUCUCUGGUAGUUUAUCAUCCAAAUGAGUUUUCCUUCAAAGAAGAUCCUUAUCAGAAUAUGUUUGAUGUUCCAGAAACGGUGACAAAAUUCUACCAGCACAUCCUUGCCUUGGCAUUUGCUGUGAACGAAAUCAACGAAAACCCUAAGAUCCUACCCAAUGUCACACUUGGAUUCCAUAUCUAUGAUAGCUACUAUGAUGCAAGGAUGACUUAUCGUACCACUUUGGAGGUGCUCUUCAGAUCACACAGAUUUGUCCCCAACUACCAGUGUGACAGACAGAAAAACCUCAUGGCUAUCAUAGGGGCACUUGGCUCUGAGACCUCUAACUUUAUGGCAGAUAUUAUAAGUUCCUAUAAGGUUCCGCAGCUCACAUAUGGCUCAUUUGCCCCACAAGAGAAUCAUAUCACACAAAAGCCAUCCUUUUUUCGUCUGGUGCCAAAUGAAACCCAGCUGUAUAUGGGGAUUAUCCGGUUACUCCAAUAUUUCAAAUGGACAUGGGUUGGGCUUCUUCUGGUUGAUAAUAGCAGUGGCGAACAUUUCUUGCAGACGCUGGAACAAUUGUUUUCCCAAUAUGGGAUCUGUUCAGCAUUCAUAGAAAGAAUACCACAAAUAGCUCACUGGGAUAACUUGGAGGAACUUGGUAAUAUAGCCAGAAAUGUUUGUUUAUAUUUCAAGGAUAAGAAAGUGAUUACAUUUAUUAUAUAUGGAGAAUUAUUGACUAUACCAUGGCUGAGAACUAUUAUAUUUAUACGAGACACUGGAAAUGAGAAGAACACACCACUCAAAAAGGUGUGGAUUAUGACAACCCAGGUAGAUUUACUAUUAACUGGCCAUCAAAAGGGCUGGGGGCUCCAGAUGUUCCAAGGUGCAAUUUUAUUUACAAUCCACUCCAAAGAGAUUGUGGGGUUUAGAGAAUUUAUUCAGACCAUGAAACCUUAUGGGCCACAGACAGAUGGUUUUCUGAAGGACUUUUGGGAGGAAGCUUUUGACUGUGUGCUUCCUAACCCCAAUGUGGCAAUGGAUGUUGACCAAACAUGUACUGGAGAGGAGAGUCUGGAGAGUCUUUCUGGGCCACACUUUGAGCUCCUCAUGACUGGCCAUAGUUAUAGUAUCUAUAAUGGUGUUUAUGCCGUGGCUCAUUCUUUGCACGUUAUGGGCUUGUCUCGAUCCAAGCAGAGAGCCAAUGAGAAAGGUUUCAGUACUGAUCUUCAAGAUGUUCAGCCUUGGCAGAGAGUGAAAGUUGGUUGGAUUGACCCAGAUGUUCCUGAAGGAGAAGAACUCAUCAUUCAUGAAGAUAUAAUUGUUUGGCACAGUGGUUUCAACCAGGUGAUGCCCAUUUCUUUGUGCAAUGACUACUGCCACCCUGGUAACCAGAAGAAAAGGAAGGAAGGGGAGAAGUUUUGCUGCUAUGAUUGCACUCCAUGUCCAGAAAGGAAGAUUUCCAAUCAGCUGGAUAUGGAUGUCUGUUUCACAUGCCCAGAAGAUCAAUUUCCAAGUAAGGAGAAAGAUGAAUGUUUGCCUAAAAUCAUAAACUUUCUUUCUUAUGAAGAACCUUUAGGAAUCACUUUAGCCUUCGUUGCUGUUUCUCUUUCCAUUAACGCAGCCUUGGUGUUAGCAGUUUUCAUUAAGCACAAGGAUACACCCAUUGUCAAAGCCAACAACCGAGGCCUCACCUAUACCCUCCUCAUCUCCCUCCUGCUCUGCUUCCUCUCUUCAUUGCUUUUCCUCGGCAAACCUGGCAAAGUGACCUGCCUUCUCCGACAAACAGUGUUUGGCAUCAUCUUCUCAGUGGCUGUUUCUUGUGUAUUGGCCAAAACCAUCACUGUAGUGAUAGCUUUCAUGGCCACAAAGCCAGGAUCCAGCAUGAGGAAGUGGAUGGGGAGAAGACAGGGACAGUCUGUUGUUCUUUCCUGUUCCCUCAUUCAAGCAAGUAUUUGUACCUUGUGGUUGGCAACCUCUCCGCCAUUCCCUGAUUUAGACAUGCGCUCGGUAACUGGAGAAAUCCUUGUGCAAUGUAAUGAAGGGUCAGUCACCAUGUUUUACUGUGUCUUGGGCUACAUGGGCUUCUUGGCCGUUUCCAGCUUCACUGUGGCAUUCCUAGCCCGCAAGUUACCAGAUAGUUUUAAUGAAGCCAAGUUCAUUACAUUCAGCAUGUUGGUCUUUUGCAGCGUGUGGUUGUCCUUUGUUCCAACCUACCUGAGUACAAGAGGGAAAUACAUGGUAGCUGUGGAGAUUUUCUCCAUCUUAGCCUCCAGUGCUGGGUUACUGGGCUGCAUCUUCACCCCUAAAUGUUACAUCAUUGUGUUUAGGCCCCAACAGAACAAGAGAGAACAACUAAUUAGGAGAAUGUUUUAA
Lacerta agilis (Sand lizard) is the source of this 2457-nucleotide messenger RNA. Its product is annotated as vomeronasal type-2 receptor 26-like. The coding region runs from base 1 to 2457 and encodes 818 amino acids. Gene Ontology annotation, molecular function: G protein-coupled receptor activity. NCBI's taxonomy places the organism in Eukaryota, Metazoa, Chordata, Lepidosauria, Squamata, Lacertidae. The transcript is spliced from 6 exons. Gene Ontology annotation, cellular component: membrane. The record is from RefSeq and is a predicted model, not a curated record. Gene Ontology annotation, biological process: G protein-coupled receptor signaling pathway.